Danio rerio (zebrafish) is the source of this 1200-nucleotide messenger RNA. Lineage: Eukaryota; Metazoa; Chordata; Actinopteri; Cypriniformes; Danionidae. The record is from RefSeq and is a predicted model, not a curated record.
GUAUUUUUUUGUGUCUUGUGUGUUGUUAAAAAUGGUACGCGGCUCCUUUAAGAACGGCUUUCCGCUUCCGGUUGCGUUUCUUCAGUUUGCGCCUGCAGAGUGCAGUGUUCUUUAUUUGAGACACGCCGUCAUGUCUAAACCACAGGAGAGCACAUGUGAAGAGAAGACGAGUGCAUGUUUCACCUGCACGGAGUGCGGGAAGAGUCUGUCAUGCAAGAAGACGUUCAAGUAUCACAUGAUGAUUCACACCGGAGAGAGUCCGUACACGUGCACUGAGUGCGGGAUGGGUUUCAAACAAUUACACAGCCUUAAUCGACACAUGAUGAUCCACACUGGAGAGAAACCGUACAUGUGCACUCAGUGUGGGACGAGCUUCAGACAAUUAUACUACCUUAAUCGGCACAUGAUGGUCCACACUGGAGAGAGACCGUACAAAUGUGAUGAAUGCAGCAAAACAUUCCUGAGCGCUGCACAUCUGAAGGACCAUCAUAGAGUUCAUACAAAGGAGAAGCCUUAUUCUUGUUCUGAGUGUGGGAAGACAUUCACACGACAGACACAUUUAAGACGACACGAGAAGAUCCACAGCGGAGUGAAAAAGUAUAAGUGCUUUGAGUGUGAUAAGGCCUUUAUAACGGGGGAAGACUUGAAACGACACCUGAUGAUUCACACUGGAGAGAAACCGUACAGCUGCCCUCAGUGUGGGAGGAGUUUCAGAGGCGCACCACACCUUAAAAAGCACAUGAAGAUCCACAGUAAAGAGAAACGGACCAAAUGACACAGUUAGCAAAACAUUUAUGUUUGUGGGGCGUGUCUGGACAUCAGAAACCCUGGAAUAAGAGACGACUGGAUGAGGGAGAUCUGUAUUUGUGUUUUCCUUGCUUGAUUUCAUCACUGAAGACAUGUUACACUGCAUUUAUAUAAACCAGCUGAAGAUGAACUAAAUCAGGGGUGGCCAACCCGGUUCCUGGAGAGCCACCUUCCUGCAGAUUUAAGCUGCAACCCACAUCAAACACACCUGCCUGUAAUUAUCACGUGUGUUCAGGUCCUAAUUAAUUGGUUCAGGUGUGUUUGAUAUGGGUUGCAACUGAAAUCUGCAGGAAGGUGGCUCUCCAGGAACCGGGUUGGCCACCCCUGAACUAAAUGUGUUCAGUUGCACACCAUGUGUGCAGCUUUAUAUCAUUAAAAGUCCCUUGAAGUGUU